Corylus avellana is the source of this 975-nucleotide messenger RNA. RefSeq names its product copper/zinc superoxide dismutase 2 (gene CSD2). Gene Ontology annotation, molecular function: copper ion binding. Gene Ontology annotation, biological process: superoxide metabolic process. NCBI's taxonomy places the organism in Eukaryota, Viridiplantae, Streptophyta, Magnoliopsida, Fagales, Betulaceae. The record is from RefSeq and is a predicted model, not a curated record.
ACUCCAUAGGCCCAGAUAAAUUACCCCACAGUCGCACCACAGUUGGGUAGUAGCCACCACUCACGAGAAGGUUCAUCUCUCUCGCGUUAUCGUAUCUUCUUCUCAAUCACAGAAAUGGAAGCCGCACUGGCAGCUAUGGCCGCCCACACCCUCAUCCUCUCUCCUCCCCACAUCUCCUCAAACCCUCACCACCCUCCUCCACUCCUCCGCUCCUCCUCCUCCUUCCUCAACGGCCCCUCCCUCAAGCUCCCCCGCCAAUCUCUAACCUUCUCCCUCUCCGCCAAACCACUCACUAUUGUCUCCGCCGCAAAGAAAGCCGUCGUUGUCCUCAAGGGUACCUCCAGUGUCGAAGGGGUCGCGACGCUGACUCAAGAAGAAAACGGUCCCACAACUGUGAAUGUUCGUAUCACUGGGCUUACUCCGGGGCCUCAUGGCUUCCACCUACAUGAGUAUGGGGACACAACAAAUGGAUGCAUCUCAACAGGAGCACAUUUUAAUCCUACCAAAAUGACUCAUGGUGCUCCUGAGGAUGAAGUCCGUCAUGCGGGUGACCUGGGAAACAUAGUUGCCAAUGCCGAUGGGGUGGCAGAGGCAACAAUUGUGGAUAGCCAGAUACCAUUAACUGGUCCUAAUGCAGUUAUUGGAAGAGCCCUUGUGGUUCAUGAGCUUGAGGAUGACCUUGGAAAAGGUGGACAUGAACUUAGUCUGACCACCGGCAAUGCAGGUGGAAGGUUGGCAUGCGGUGUGGUUGGUUUGACUCCAGUGUAAUAGCAGCUCUUGCUUGGAAAGCACUCUGUUCUCUAAUAAGGUAUUGGCUGCUUGCAAAGCCAUCAUCAGUGUAAAAUAAAAUUGAGGAGACAGCUGGUGUUAGUUUUGUACUGAAUUGCAGAUUUUCAUCCGCUUUAAAUAUAUUUCCUAUUCAACAAACUUGAUGUUAUUUGUUACUUAUGUUUGAAUGCAUUUGAGUUGGAGUAA